UUGAAGACAGUAAUACUAAGUCUCACAAGAAGCGUCCAUUUUUUUUUCUGUCGGUAACUAUUUUUGUUUAGAUGCCAGCACAGGCUGCUCCUUGCAUUUCUGGAUACUGCUUGGUGUAACUGGGGAGAGAAACUGAAGUAGCAGUAUGAAGCUGGAGUUACCAGAAUCCUUUGAGGAUGUUGCUGUUGAUUUUUCAAGAGAAGAAUGGAAGAUGCUGAGCAGAGAGGAAAAGGAGCUACAUUGGGAGGUGAUGGUGCAGAACUAUGAGCACAUGGUGUCAUUAGGCUACGACAUUGCAGUGCAGGAACUAUUUCUACUAUUUGAAAAACAUGGGGAAGUUCCAUUUAAUGUUAAUACAGAGGAAGAAGAAGAAAUGGCCUUGCAUCAUGCAUCUUCACACCCUGACGCGACCUCAAAAGUCUUUAGGUAUAGACACAGUCAGCAACCAUUAAUCCACGAUCAUUGGAGUUUUGAGUGUGGCAACAGAUUUUCAGACAAAAUGGAAACACGCCCUGGAAAAAGGAGCUGUAGAUGCAAUAUAUGUGAUAGAAGUUUUUCUUAUAAGCAAGUCCUUCAAAUGCAUCAGAGAAUUCACAUCAAUGAAAAACUAAAUUUCACUGGAAAGGUUAACCUUUUGAUACAAGAGAAAAUGUAUGCUGCCGAAAAGCCAUAUGAGCUGAUCAAAGCUGAUAAUUCUGCACUGCAGAAUAUCCUGUCAAAACAUAAAAAGAAGUUGUAUACAUGUGUUCCAUGUGACAAGAGUUUUACAUGGAAGGACCGCUUCUUAGCACAUAAGAUAAUGCAUGGUACAGAAAAGCCAUAUCGCUAUCUGACCUGUUAUAAAAGUAUUGCACAGAAGGAUUGCCUUUCAGUGCGUAAGAGAAUUUUUUCUGGAGAGAAGCCAUAUAAAUGCUCCUCUUGUGACAAAAGUUUUACACGAAAGGACCACCUGUCAACACAUGUAAAAAGGCACAGUUUAAAUCCUAAAGAGAAGCCAUAUAAAUGUACCAUAUGUGAUAAAAGUUUUUCCUGGAAGCACCGGUUUUCAGCUCAUGAAAAAACACAUACUGGAGAAAAACCAUAUAAAUGUCCAAUAUGCAAUAAGAGAUUUACACGCAAGGAUUACUACUCAGCCCAUGAAAGAAUUCACACUGGAGAGAGGCCAUAUAAAUGUAAUACAUGUGACAAGAGUUUUUCAAGGAAACACCACCUUUCUAAACACGAAAAACGGCACACUGGGGAAAAGCCAUAUCAAUGUUCCGCAUGUGAAAAAUAUUUUAGACAGAAAUAUGGACUAUCCUUGCAUGAGAAAAUCUGUCCUAAAAAUAAACAAUUUAAAUGUUCCACAAGUGAUAGCAAUGUCACAUCAAAAGAUCAACCCUCACUAGAUAAAAAUGUUCAACCUGGUGAGAAGCUUUAUGAACAUUCUACAAGUGACAAUAAUGUUAAAAGGAAGAACCCCCUCUCAAUGCAUGAAAAAAAGCAAAGUCAAAAUACUGAAGAGAAGCCGUAUAAGUGUACCAAGUGUGGAAAGACAUUUACAUGGAAACAUCGUUUCUUAGCCCAUGAAAAAAUACACACUGGAGAGAAGCCGUAUAAAUGUCCAGUUUGUGAAAAGAGUUUUGCACGAAAGGAUUGUUUCACAGAACAUGAGAGAAUUCACACUGGGGUGAAACCAUAUAAAUGUGUCACAUGUGGCAGGAGUUUUACACGGAAGCACCACCUCUCCAUGCAUGAGAGAAUGCACAAUGGAGAGAAACCUUAUGAAUGUACUAGAUGUGACAAAAAAUUUACAAGAAAGCACCACCUUUCUAACCAUGAGAAGAAGCACAUUGAAGAGAAAGGAAGUGUGAAGUGGGAGGUACAAACAAAUGCAGGUUCUGUAAUACAGAACUAGAAGCAGUUGCACGUCUUGUCUGGUUGUGAUAUACUCAUGGGAGUUUGUAUAGUGAAAGGCACCAACAAUGUUGCAAGACUAUUGCAUUGGGGUUGUGCAAAUACAACAACAUACAGGUAGCUGAAAAGCACUGGAAACAUGAACCAGAAAAGAAUUAUUGAAAAAAAAGUAAUGAUCACAUGGGCUCAUCCAAUAUCGGCAGUAAAAAGUAGAAGCAAGAAAAACAGAUAUAGUAGUAAAAAAAUGGCAAAAGUAUCAUUAAUCAUUGAAAUAGGUACACAUAAUGAUUUGUAUGGUCCUGCAUACUGACAGACACGUCUCCAUAAAAUGUAAUGAAAUGCAAACUAAAACAAGAUUGGAUAAAGACGUCCAGAUGGUUCCAGUAGUACAAGCAUCAGGGCUAAUAGAAAAGAAUUUUCAAGCAUACUUGAACAUAACUGAGCAAUUUUGGUUACUUUGCAGGUGCUGAGAAGAGCAGUCUAGGCAAACAUUAAAAACUGAAGCAAUAUUAAUUUUUUGAACCCUAAUCAAAACCUGACUCAUGAAUGGGGUCCAUUUUUGUUGCAGUAUCAAAGACUCACAACAUUUGAAAAAAUUAAAAAAAGAAAGAGACGAGAAUGAUUAACAAAUUAAAGAAUGCUGUGUACCAUAACUCUUAAAAUUUAGUUAUUCCCAGACUCAAGAAUCAGGACCCAUUCUCACCCUGGCAUUAACAAAUCUCAAAAACUCGCAACCGUUGGCAAAAUGUGAUUCAGGAGAAGUUGUAUUAAUGCAUCACAGCUGUCAAGUUUUAAAUAAAAGGAUGACCUCUAAACCCAAGACAGAUUGUGCCUUGGUGUGGAUGGAGAGGUGAAAUAGUGCAAAAAAGAAAGGGAAGUGAUUGCACACUAAUGCAUACCUUCAUUUGGUGGUCCAUCCUAAAUUCUUUCAAGUAACAUUGAAUAUAAACUGUGUUUUAAACGGUCAUGCAGCAAAUAAAAAAGAAAGGCUGCAUGCUAUAUAUUCAUGUCCCCAGAUAAAAAUGUGCCCAGGAAGGGUCGAAUUGCUCUGGCUAAAUAUACAGAAAAAGAAUGUGGCAGCAUGAGCAACUGAUGUCAGCUCUGUAACAGUAUCAUCCUGGGCACAUGCUGCAUCCAGUAAUUAAGGGAAAGCUGCACUCCACAAAAUUCGGCAUUCAACAAAAUGGAAAUUUCCAGAAAACUCUCUAUGGGGAAAAAGUUAGAGUGAAAAGGGGUAAUUGGUGCAGAAGGUCAUAGAUGUUUUUCUUGGAGAAAACAGCUUCAGGAGACAGUUUAAAGGAGAAAGACCAAACAUCAAAAGAUAUAGAGAAUUAACAAAAUAUGAAUAUUUUGAUAUUGUCUAAUAUGUAUGCAGAAAAGAAGACAAUAGUGAAUUUGUUUUUCUUUCUUUGAGCAUCCAGCUGAAAAGACAAGGCUGUGAGAUGCAGUUCUAUAAAAAGUUAAACAGAUUUUAUUUUUUGGCUGAUGUACCUGUAGAAGACUCCUGCAGAUUAAAAAAAUCUAGAAUGGUUUAGAAUAGGCUUCAUUUACAGAACAUGAAAUGGUGAUGUCUGUUUAAUAUUUCUAUUUACUUCAGAAAUUUUUAAUGGAAUUAUCUUGAGGGACAUACAACUUUUGACUCUAUGUAGCUUACAUAAAUAUCUUAUUUGAAUUUUGCUGUAUACACAAAAUGUAACCUUACAAAAAUAUGCACUAUCUUUUAACAAAAACAUUGUUCUGUUUAUGAAACAUAAACACACGCACUUUAAAAUAUUAAACAUGGAAAUAAAAUUCAGACUUUUUAAAGAGAAAUUAAGUAUGCAUCAUAAGUCUACUAUUUGAAUUGUACUUGCUGUUUGCCAAGUGUAUCACAGCCAUGUACAGAAGCCUCCUACAAAAAAAAAAUGGAUUUUCAGCCAGUAGCCCCACAGUAUUGUUAAUCAUCCAUACAUAUGCAGUAUUUUUACUUCUGUCUUCAUUUAUGAGCAUCGACUCAAUGACAAAACCAUUGAAGAAGAGCAUUUUGUAUUUUAUGCAAAACAAAGAUGGAAACAAAUAAGGUGUAUUCUAAAAUAAGCAAUGUGCUAAUGCCUCAUAGUAACUAGUAUAAAAUCUUUCUUACACCUUAGGAGUGAGUGAAGAGCUUGAUGCACACUUUGUCCCAUUAGCUAAAAUUUGUGUAAAAGGUUACAAAAGUCAAAUUUUCAUUUCUAAUUUGUAUUACAAGAAGAAGGAAAGAUGAAUUUUGAAGACUUGUACUCUGUCACUCGUUAAUGGACAUUAAAGCUUUAUGAUUACUGAUGUGAA
This is a messenger RNA of Protopterus annectens (West African lungfish), 4203 nucleotides long. RefSeq names its product zinc finger protein 585A-like. Lineage: Eukaryota; Metazoa; Chordata; Ceratodontiformes; Protopteridae. Gene Ontology annotation, biological process: regulation of DNA-templated transcription. The record is from RefSeq and is a predicted model, not a curated record. The coding region runs from base 146 to 1897 and encodes 583 amino acids. The transcript is spliced from 4 exons.